This is a messenger RNA of Hibiscus syriacus, 1404 nucleotides long. RefSeq lists its product as uncharacterized. The transcript is spliced from 2 exons. Bases 1 to 1404 code for a protein of 467 amino acids. The record is from RefSeq and is a predicted model, not a curated record. NCBI's taxonomy places the organism in Eukaryota, Viridiplantae, Streptophyta, Magnoliopsida, Malvales, Malvaceae.
AUGCAAGAGAGUUUCAAGAAAAUUCAUGAAGAAAUGCAUGAACAGUUGAUGAAAUCCCAGAGUGAGAUGAUGGAAACAUUUGUAAGUAUGUUACAAAUGAGAAGCAUGGAUCAAAUAAAUGCCCCAGCUGUUGGUACUUUCACUGAAGAGCCUUUAUAUCCUCUAGGCUUUACACCAAAAGCAUAUCAUCUAAAAUCUAAAAUAAUUGAGCCUUUAUACCCUCCGGAUCAUACAUCCUCUCAUGUUAAGGCCCAGUCCGGAGCAUUUACUCAACCAGGAAGGGUAAACAUAAAUUUACCUAGUGUUUCUAUAAACCAACAACAAGUCAAGAAUGUUCCAAAUUUUGAUCAAGAAGAGAAUAAAGAGUCAAACAAACAAUUGGAACAACUAAUGGAAGAAGUUAGGGUAAUAAAGGAAUGCUCUAAUUUAUAUGAAAUCGAAACCAAGGAAUUGAGUUUGGUACCUGAUUUAGUAUUACCACCCAAGUUCAAAAUGCCAAACUUUGAAAAAUUUGAUGGUAUGAAAUGUCCUUCUACCCAUAUCACGAUGUUUUGCAGGAAAAUGGCGGGUUAUAUAGGGAAUGAUCAACUACUGAUCCAUUUUUUCCAAGAAAGCUUAACUGGUUUGGUCAUCCAAUGGUGUAACCAAUUAAGUAGAACUCAUAUUAAAUCCUGGAAAGAUUUGGCUAAAUCCUUUUUAGAACAAUAUAAGCAUGUGAAUGAUAUAAGGCCUAAUCGAAUGGUACUGCAGAACAUGGAAAAGAAACUCAAUGAAAGGUUUAGGUACAUAGUUAUGCAGGUACAUCCACCCAUGGAAGAAGAAGAAACAAAUGUGCUCUUUGUGAACACUUUAAAAGUUCCUUUCUUUACUCACCUCAUAGGGAAUUCUUUUAAAAGCUUUGCUGACAUAGUUACAACGGGUGAAAUGAUUGAAAUGGCGAUUAAGAGAUGUAAGCUUGAAAGUGGUGAAUCUAGUAAGAAGCCAUUUAUGAAAAAGAAAGAAAAUGAGGAAUCUGAGAAACAAGGUCCAGUUGAUAAAGGGAAAAAGGUUGAGCUACAGUUUAAAGAGGAUGAAAAUGUCAUCAAUGAACCUAUAAUUGAAAAUGAAGCUGUAGAAUUUUUUAAGUUUCUCAAGCACAGUGAAUACAAUAUUGUUGAACAGUUGCACAAAUUGCUAGUUUGUAUAUCAGAUUUAGCACUUUUAUUAAGCUCUGAAGCACAUCGUAAUGAUUUGCUAAAAGUGUUAAAUCAAACUUUUGUACCAAAGGAAUUGCCAGUAAACAAAUUGGUUAGGCUGAUUGCAAAUAUACAGGCUGAUAAUUUCCUUUCUUUUUUCGAAGAUGAAAUUCUUUCUGAGAUGAAUGGUAGCUCUAAAGCUCCGCAUAUUACAGUUAAAUGCAAAUGA